AUGCCUUCACGACUGCCUAGGCCCGGACUCAGUCAUGCCGCUUUCAUUAUUCCGACCCGGCCGGGAGGCGUCUGCUUUUUCACACAAUCCACGACAGCGCACCAGUCCUCACGAGAACAAAUAAGAAAAUCGCUACAAAAACCACCAGUGUCAUCGGCGUCCAACACCAAAGCACCCGUCCCCUACGUAUCGUUUCAGCCGGGCCCCUCCAACAUCCCAGACGCGCCGCUGGCCGUCCCGUCGCAAUGGCUCUCAUCGCAGAUCCGCGCCGCCGACAAGAUGGUCCUCUACAGGGGCAAGGGCAGCAGGCCUGAGUUUCUGUACUCGGCGCGGCGGUUCCUCGAGCUGCCGCGCAACACGCUCGUGCCCGAGGUUUGCCUGCUAGGCCGCUCCAACGUCGGCAAGUCGACCAUGAUCAACGCCAUCGCCGGCAUGCCCUCUGCCAAGACGGGCAACGUGAACAAGACCCUGGCCAAGAAGGGACUCGGCGAUGGAGGCGUCUCGGGCCUUGCCGUCACGAGCCGCAAGGCCGGCUGCACGCAGACCCUCAACUGCUACGGCUUCGGCCCGGCCCCCUCGACGCAGGUGUCGGGUUGCGAACUUUUAAUACCGACGAGGCCGGAGGACAGCGAGGGUGGAGAGGGUGCCGAGGUGGCUAGGGAGGUCGUCGGAGGCAGGUCGAGGAGCGAGGUCCGCGAGGAUGCUAAAGAGAAGGCUAGGAAUCGCGAGACGCAUAACCACUCGCUGUACAUUAUGGACAUGCCGGGCUACGGACACAACUCGCGCGAGGAGUGGGGCAACGAAAUUGUCAAGUACAUCCAGAAGCGCAAGAUGCUCAAGGGAGCGGUGCUGCUCAUCGACGCGGCGGCAGGCUUCAAAGAAGGGGACCGGGUCACGCUGCAGCUUUUGCGCGACGCACAAGUCCGGACUGCCGUCGUCCUUACAAAGGGGAACAAGGCGAUACUGGCCUUUGACCCGGCGGUGCAGGGCGGCGCGGACCUGAGCAACGAUCACCCAAUCGUCAAGGCCUGCGCCCAGGUCUGGGGGGAGCUGAGGAGGACGGAGCGGGAGGUUCCCCAACAAAGUUGGACCGAGGGCAACGGCUGGGAAAGGGACAUCUUCGUCACGGCCGCGCACAGCAGCCAAGAGGGGCGCAAGGACGGCGCCGCCUUCGGGCUGUCGGGUGUUAGGCUUGCCCUCUGUAAUAUGGCCGGUCUCAUCUCUGGCGUACAGUCCAGGACCAGAGAGCCUUCCAUCAAAGCGGCGAGUGAGACGAAGCCCGCAUCGCCUUCAAAGAUCGUCUCCUUUGACGAAAUCAUGUGGGCCCCGACGACGCUGCCGGCGUCUGGCCAGAGCCUGGAGCAGCCUGCGGAACCCGAACCCACCAUUGAUCCGUUUGAGGCUGCCUUUGGUGACUUUGCGAGUCCGAACGGGGACGUCGCCAAGGGCAGAGGCAGGAAGAGAAAGCAAAGAGCGCGCGCUGUCAGCCUCAAGGGCUCAAACGACGCAUUCACCUGGGGCGAUGAGGAGAAGCAGCCUGCACCCACGAAAAGUUUGUCAAAGUCUGGAAAGUCAAAACCAAGAAAGGGAAGCAACUCUCGAGGCGCGACUCCAGUAGACUCGUUCGAUGCGGUUUUCCUCGGUAGCGCGUCCGCUUCCAAGGUAAAACCAAAAAAGGGGGGUCGGUCUAGGUCUUCUUUUUAG
Pyricularia pennisetigena is the source of this 1704-nucleotide messenger RNA. RefSeq lists its product as uncharacterized. The transcript has a single exon. The coding region runs from base 1 to 1704 and encodes 567 amino acids. The record is from RefSeq and is a predicted model, not a curated record. Gene Ontology annotation, molecular function: GTP binding. Gene Ontology annotation, cellular component: mitochondrion. NCBI's taxonomy places the organism in Eukaryota, Fungi, Ascomycota, Sordariomycetes, Magnaporthales, Pyriculariaceae.